AUGGUCCACAAUACAACUCAUCAAAACUCUGAAGACAUUUAUCAAAAUGUCGAUGACAAUAAUUAUGUUCAUCAAAACAUGAUUUAUAAUUAUCACAUUCAUCAAAACCCUGGAGAAAUUUAUCAAAACAUUG
Messenger RNA from Entrophospora candida, 133 nucleotides. NCBI's taxonomy places the organism in Eukaryota, Fungi, Glomeromycota, Glomeromycetes, Entrophosporales, Entrophosporaceae. The record is from the annotation of a GenBank genome assembly.